UGAGAUUGUGGAGUCCCCGCAUCAGCUCCCAACCUUCUUACAUAGAACCCCCAAAUCUCACCGGACUGUGGAAGCAAGGGCUUCAACAACGCUCAUUAGUCUCUCCAUCCCUUUCGCGCGCUUCAGCCUCGCCUCUCCAUCUCUUUCGCGCUUCAGCCUCAUCUCUUCACUCUCGAUCAAGCUUCAUCCUCCUUGAACUGCUCAUCCAGAUAUGGAUCGAAGGCAAAUUAUGUUGCUCUUAUUGGUGGAGUUGUGGCACCUAGAGACAAUGUGUGCUUGUACUAUGCUUGUGCUACUGAUGUUUAAUUUGAGACGAAGACGUGCUGAAAGACAUGCUCUAAAUAAUCGUUCAUUCGUUAGACGUGAGACUCGUUUGAGUUAUCUAGAUAGUAUUAUAGGUAAUAGUGACACUGAAUGUGUACACGAAUUAAGAAUGGAUAGAAGGGCUUUUGGCCUUUUGUGUGAACUGCUUCGCACAGAUGGAAAGAUAAAGAGUGAUGGUUUGGUGUCUGUGGAAGAGCAAGUAUGUAUGUUUUUACAUAUACUUUCACAUCAUGUGAAGAAUCGUACUAUUAGAGGUAGAUUUUUUCGAUCUGGAGAGACUAUUAGUAGGUAUUUCCAUUCUAUACUACAAGGUGUUUUACGAUUGCAAGGUAGUUUGUUGAGGGUACCUGAUCCGGUACUUGCUGACUGCACAGAUCGUAGAUGGAAGUGCUUUAAGAAUUGCUUGGGGGCACUAGAUGGAACUUACAUUAGAGUGCGUGUACCUGCAAUUGACAAGCCAAGAUACCGUACAAGAAAGGGUGAAGUUGCUACAAAUGUGUUAGCUGCUUGUUCUCGUGAUAUGCAGUUCAUAUUUGUCUUACCGGGUUGGGAGGGAUCGGCAUCGGACUCUAGAGUUCUUCACGAUGCAGUGACUAGGCCGAAUGGAUUAAGAGUUCCCACUGGUUAUUAUUACCUUGUAGAUGGGGGUUACACAAAUGGUGAAGGAUUUCUUGCACCAUAUAGAGGAACAAGGUAUCAUUUAUCAGAAUGGGAUGAAAGAAAUAUGCCUAGGGAUCAUGUGGAAUAUUUUAACAUGAAGCAUUCGAAGGCAAGAAAUGUCAUAGAACGGUGUUUUGGAAUGCUAAAAGGAAGGUGGGGAAUACUAAGGAGUCCAUCAUUUUAUCCAAUAAAGACACAAUGCCGCAUAAUUACGGUUUGUUGUCUUUUACAUAAUUUUAUUAGGAGAGAAAUGUCCAUUGAUCCGAUGGAGUAUGCAGUAUGUGAAUUAGAUGCUCAAAAUGGGGAAGAAGUUGAUGUAGUUGGCACGGUUGAAGCGUCUAAUCAAUGGACUACUUGGAGGAAUGAAUUAGCUUCACAAAUGCAUAAUGAAUGGACGGGAAGAAGGGUUGUAAGGGCUGCCGGAGAUACAGGGGUUUCAGGUGCUGCUGCAAGGGCUGCAAGGGAUGCAAGAGCUGCAAGGGAUGCAAGGGCUGCAAGGGAUGCAAGAGCUUCAAGAGAAUAAAUCAUUGACGGAAUGCUUUAAAUACAUCUAAUAAGUACUAAGGAUCAUUAUUUAUAUAGUUUUUGAUUUGUUGUGAACACUAAUGCAUUUUAAUUCUUAGGAGUGUUUUUCUACUAAGUACUAAGGAUCAAUUCCAGUUGCUUCAACCAUCUGUUGAGUGUUUUUCUACUUGAGAAUAAACAUGGGUUUGUUUAUUGAGUUUCUUUUGUAAAUCUACUCUCGUGAUAUGUAGCUUGGUGAUGUUAUUGUUAUCUUCUGUAAAGAGAGAAACAAUCUGCGUGUUCAAUUGUUUGGGAAUCUACUAUGCUGCAUAAUGGGGAGUGAUUGCAUUUCUAUAUUGUGGAUUGUUCGAAUGGAUGCAGUGCAACCACUCUUUUUGCACUUUCUCCUUUUUGCUGUCUCCUUCUUUUCCCUCUUUUCCGUUUUACUUCCCUCUUUUUCCUCUUUUGUUUUUCUCCUUUCUCCUUUUUGCUGUCUCCUUCUUUUCCCUCUUUUCCGUUUUGCUUCCCUCUUUUUCCUCUUUUGCUUUUCUCCUUUCUCCUUUUGCUGUCUCCCUUUUACCUUUUGUUGUCUUCCUUUUCCCUUUCCUCUAUAUGUUUUUUCUACGCAUAUUAAUUGCUUUACAAUAACAGAUGCUACUGUGAAAACUUGCUCCAAAAAACUUCUUCUGGUUGUUUUCAUUGAUUUUGGAUGUUACUGUGAAAUCUUAGAUAUGGAUCGAAGGCAAAUUAUGUUGCUCUUAUUGGUGGAGCAAGACGGGGAGCCUAGAGACAAUAAAAUGGAAAGUGGUGAUGAAAAUACAGAGCAAGGGAAGUCAAGACGUGUAUGGACCAGCUUUGAAGAAGAGUCUUUGUUGAAUGUUCUUGACGGAAUUAUUGCUGGAGGACAACGCUGCGACACUGGUAGUUUCAAAUCUGGUACUUUAAUCAAAAUAGAGAAUGCUUUAAAUCUUUUAUGUCCCAAUUCCAAUCUGAAGGCAAGUCCACAUAUUGAGUCAAAGUUGAAGAAACUUAAGAAAGAUUAUAGCAUAAUCUAUGACAUGAUGAACAAGAGUGGAUUUGCAUGGAAUGAUAUCAAAAAGUGCAUUGAAGUUGAUAGUAAUGAAGUAUGGGAAACGUAUUUGCAGCACAACAAAAAGGCAAAGGGAUGGAGAAACAAGAAGUAUCCAUUAUUUGAUAGACUAGCUACCAUCUUUGGGAGUGACCGUGCUACUGGAAAUGGGGCUGAGGUCCCUGCUGAUAUGAUGGAGGAGCAGAGCAACAAUGAAGAUGAUAUAGGCAUUGGGAAUGACACAAGCCCCAUGUCAAUGAGGCAAGAUAGCACUGGACAAUCUCAGGUCAGUCAGAAAAAGAGGAAAAGAAAUGAUGAAGAUAAAAUUAUGCUUGCAUUGGAUAAAUUGUUUGAAGAAUCUGGAAAAAGAAUGCAAGCAGUGACUGAUGCCAUAGUGAAAGGUAAUGAAGAUCGAUCUGAUAUUGCUAAGGAACUUAAGAAAAUGGGACUUUCUGUUCUAGACCAAAUUGAGGCAUUGAAAAUCAUUUUGGAUAAGCCCCAAAACAUAUCUGUGUUCAUGUCCUUAGAUGAUGAAGUGAGGAAAGUGUAUGUCGAGAACUUGCUUGCGGGCACUGCUAGAGGAUCUACCUAGCUGCUGUUGCAAGAUAUGUUCUUUUUUUUGUUUGGACAACUACAACAGUUGCUGCCUUAACACAUGUUGGACAAGUUCCUUCUUUUGCUAGAUUAACAUUCAUUUUUGUAAUUGCUAGAUGGAACAUUAUUAGCAUGUGGAAUGUUAAAUCAGUGUAUCACUGUGUUGUAUUAAUAGGUGGACUUGUUGAUGUGUAAAAACUAACUACAAAGUAUGUAGAUUGUGGUUGCUCUUCUCAAUCUAUGAUUAUUUUGCUGUA
Rosa rugosa (rugosa rose) is the source of this 3408-nucleotide messenger RNA. RefSeq lists its product as uncharacterized. The transcript is spliced from 6 exons. The coding region runs from base 1821 to 3149 and encodes 442 amino acids. NCBI's taxonomy places the organism in Eukaryota, Viridiplantae, Streptophyta, Magnoliopsida, Rosales, Rosaceae. The record is from RefSeq and is a predicted model, not a curated record.